AUGAGCAACACAGAGAAAAAACCUAACUUCCUUGUCAUUGUCGCUGAUGACCUUGGAUUCAGUGACAUUUCUCCUUAUGGAGGUGAAAUUGAGACACCAGCGCUUGCCAAGCUAGCCAAAGAGGGCAUUCGCCUGACCAACUUCCACACAGCAUCUGCAUGCUCUCCGACUCGGUCAAUGCUGUUUUCUGGAACAGAUAACCACAUUGCUGGACUUGGUACUAAUUAUGACCCUUCAUCCCUAAAGAGAGAUAUGCUUACACACAUUGUAGGACAAAUGGCAGAAUUCAUGCGAAACUUUGGAGACCACUUUAAGAACAAGCCCGGCUACGAGGGUUACCUAAACUGGCGAGUAGCAGCUCUAUCAGAGAUCCUACAAGACUCGGGAUACCACACAAUCAUGUCUGGAAAAUGGCAUCUUGGAAUGACCAAAGAAAUUGCACCAUGCUCCAGAGGCUUCGACAAGAACUUCUCUUUACUUCCAGGAGCUAGUAAUCAUUACAACUAUGAGCCCCAAUUAGAAGACGGCGAAUUCCAGGCGCCAUGUAUUAACACGACUGGCUUCUGGAUGGAAGGAGAAAAAGUCCUUGAUCGAACAGCAGAUCUUCCUAAGGACUUCUAUUCAACUCAAACAUUCACCGAUAAGAUGAUUGGGUUCCUUGGGAAUCGCUCAGAGGAGGAAUCGCAAAAGCCAUUCUUUGCUUAUUUGCCGUAUACGGCGCCGCAUUGGCCUCUACAGGCUCCCCGGGAGAUUGUCGAGAAAUAUGCGGGCAAGUAUGAUGAUGGACCUGAUGCCUUGACGCAGAAGCGCCUCCAACGUCUGAAAGAGUUGGGAUUGGUGGAUGAGGCUGUGGAACAUGCCUCUCCAGUUGGGAAACUAGGAAAAGACUGGAACGACUUGUCACCAGAAGAGAAGAAGAUUUCCGCGCGAAAGAUGGAGGUUUUCGCUGCGAUGGUUGACCAACUCGAUACCAAUGUUGGUCGAGUCAUUGAGCACCUUGACUCUACCGGCGAGCUGGACAAUACAUUCGUCUUGUUCAUGUCCGACAAUGGUGCUGAAGGCGCAGCUUUGGAGGCUCUACCGCUCAUGGGAGGCAAAAAGAUGAUGGGAGAUAUCAUUUCCAAAUAUUAUAACAACACACUGGAGAACAUUGGCGAGCCUGACUCAUUCGUGUGGUAUGGUGCUCGCUGGGCCUGUGCCGCAACCGCCCCUUCAAGAGGUUUCAAGGGCUGGGUAACAGAAGGUGGAAUCCGCUGUCCUUGCGUGAUUCGUUAUCCUCCAUUCCAUGCCAAACCCGAAGCCAUCACGAAUGCAUUCACCACAGUAAUGGAUAUCCUACCAACCAUCCUCAACUUGGCCGGAGUAUCGCACCCAGGCGCACAGUUCCGUGGACGAGAAGUCGUUCUGCCUCGUGGCCAAUCGUGGGUUUCUCACCUAGCCUCUGAUGACUAUAAAACCACCAGCGUCCACAAAGAAAACGUGCACAUCCAUGGCUGGGAGCUGUUCGGUAUGCGAGCCAUCCGUGAGGGUAAGUACAAGGCAGUCUGGAUUGCUGAGCCCCGUGGCAAGGACGAGUGGGAGCUUUUCAAUGUUGAAAGCGAUCCCGCAGAGAUCCAUAAUCUUACACAGACUCAGCCUGAUACCCUUGCUCGAUUAGUCCAGCAUUGGGAGCAAUACUAUGCGGAGACAGGAAUGGUACAGACACCCGUUGUUGACAGAAAGAUGUGA
Molecule: messenger RNA, 1728 nt
Organism: Penicillium antarcticum
Lineage: Eukaryota; Fungi; Ascomycota; Eurotiomycetes; Eurotiales; Aspergillaceae
Product: arylsulfatase
Exons: 5
Coding region: 1-1728 (575 amino acids)
Molecular function (GO): arylsulfatase activity
Source: RefSeq, a predicted model, not a curated record